Messenger RNA from Puccinia triticina, 177 nucleotides. RefSeq lists its product as uncharacterized. The coding region runs from base 1 to 177 and encodes 58 amino acids. The transcript has 2 exons. NCBI's taxonomy places the organism in Eukaryota, Fungi, Basidiomycota, Pucciniomycetes, Pucciniales, Pucciniaceae. The record is from RefSeq and is a predicted model, not a curated record.
AUGACCCGCCAUUCCACCGUAAUACUGCCAAAGGUCACUUCUCAACCAAUUGGAACUACUCUUAUCCUGAUUGUUCCUAUUGCUACCAACCAGCCCCAGCCAAUCCCUCCUCAACCACUCCACCCUGAGGGCCAGGCACUUGACUUUGAUAGCGUCAAUGCAGCCACCAACUUGUAA